UGAUCAAGUAUUGGAGGAAAAAGAAACAAAAUUGAAGCAACGUCUCGCCCUAGUCUCUGUCGUUCUGAACCGUUAGGUUGACAGAAGCCUGGGAGCUAGCCACCUCACCAUCCAAGAUGUCGGCAGAUCCGCUAAAUUCGCCGAUUCUCAGAGCGCUAUUAGUUAUUGUGCUCACUGUCACACCUAGUUUAUGUGUCGAUAAAAAUAACUUCAAAACAUGUGACCAAAGUAGCUUUUGCAAGCGCAACAGAGCCCUGCAAGCUGGGGAAUCCCCCUAUGUUUUAGUAAAAGAGUCACUUAGCAAAACAGAUUCCGUAAUAGAAGCAACUGUACUUAAUACCAAAACAAAUGUAGAACUGCAUCUUAGCCUAUCAACUUUAGAAAAAAAUACGGCAAGAUUUAAGAUAAACGAACUGAAGCCAAUUAGGCCUCGUUACGAGGUGAAGGAUGCUCUCAAAACGGAGCCAAAGCUUGUCAGUUACAAGAUUACUAAGGAAGAAGCAAACAGUAUGCAUGUCUCGUUUGAUGAGAACAGCAACAUUAUCGUCACUUACAAGCCACUUAGAUUGGACUUUCUUGUUGGGAAUGAAGUUGUCGUCUCCAUCAAUACUAGAGGACUUCUGAACUUUGAGCACUACAGAGCGAAAAAGGUUGGGGAGCCCCCAAAAGAGGAACCCUUACAGCCAGCCCCGCCCGGGCCACCAUCUAUUGAGGGUGAUGAGCCAAAUGAGGAGCAGAAGCAGGAGGAGGAGAAGGUUGUGGAAGAUGAAAAACACGAAGAAGGCAUGUGGGAAGAGAACUUCAAAGAGCACCAUGACUCAAAGCCACGAGGUCCCAGCUCAGUUGGUUUGGAUAUCUCUUUCCCUGGUGUCGAACAUGUGUAUGGUAUCCCUGAGCAUGCAGACUCUCUUGCCUUGAAAUCCACCAUCGGCUCUGAGCCCUACCGUCUUUAUAACUUAGAUGUCUUUGAGUAUGAGCUGGAUUCACGUAUGGCUCUGUACGGCAGUAUACCUGUCAUGCUUGCUCACAGUGCUAGCAAGACAGUUGGUGUUUUCUGGAUGAAUGCAGCUGAAACUUGGGUUGACAUUAGCACAGCUGAUGCAAGAAAGUCCAUGUUAAACUCACUGAUGUCAUUUUUCAAGGCUGAGGAGGAGGUCCCACAAGUCGACACCCACUGGUUUUCUGAGAGCGGCAUUAUUGAUGUCUUUGUGAUGAUGGGACCAAGACCACAUGAUGUGUUCAAGCAGUAUGCUAGCCUGACUGGCCCCACUUCACUUCCUCCUCUGUUUGGAAUUGCCUAUCAUCAGUGCAGAUGGAACUACAAUGAUGAGGAGGAUGUGAAAAGUGUGGAUGACAGUUUUGAUAAGCAUGAUAUUCCGUACGAUGUCCUGUGGCUUGACAUUGAACACACGGAUGGCAAACGUUACAUGACCUGGGAUAAAGUCAAGUUCCCAAAUCCAGAGGCAAUGCAAGAGAACAUCGCAUCUAAAGGAAGGAAGAUGGUCACUAUCGUUGAUCCCCAUAUGAAGAGGACUAGCGAUUACCAUGUACAUGAGGAAGCCACAUCAUUAGGACACUACAUAAAGAACAAAGAUGGUGGAGAGUAUGAAAACUGGUGUUGGUCAGGUAGCUCAUCCUGGCCAGACUUUACCAAUCCCAAGAUCCGUGAGUGGUGGGCAUCCAAGAUAUCACAUGACCAAUACAAGGGAUCAACAACCAACCUGUUUAUCUGGAAUGACAUGAAUGAGCCAUCUGUGUUCCAUGGUCCAGAGAUCACCAUGCACAAGGACACCAUACACUACGGUGACUGGGAACAUCGUGAUGUCCACAACAUCUAUGGCAUGUACUUCCACAAAGCCACCAACCUGGGACUGAUUCAGCGCUCAGGCGGCAAAGACAGGCCCUUUGUGCUCUCCAGGGCUUUCUUUGCUGGUACUCAGAGAUAUGGCCCCAUCUGGACUGGUGAUAACAUGGCUGAGUGGAGUCAUCUGAAGGCGUCUAUUCCCAUGAUCCUUAGCCUAGGUGUGACAGGGCUGCCCUUUGCAGGAGCCGAUGUUGGGGGCUUUUUCAAGAAUCCUGAGCCAGAACUUCUUGCUCGUUGGUAUCAGACUGGAGUGUUCACACCAUUUCUCCGUGCGCAUGCGCAUUUAGACACCAAGCGUAGGGAACCUUGGCUUUUUGAUGACGUGUACAAGAAUGUGAUCCGUGAUGCACUUCGCACCCGCUACGCUCUCCUUCCCCUCUGGUACACUCUGUUCUUUCACGCAUCUCAGGAUGGGACGCCAAUCAUACGACCACUUUGGGUGGAAUACCCGGAAGACAAGUCCACCUUCAAAAUGGAGGAUGAGUUUCUCGUUGGCGAUCAGCUGCUGGUGAAACCAGUGACAGAGCCAGGACAAGUUACUUCGGAUGUUUAUCUUCCUGGAAAAGAACAGUAUUGGUACCACUUAGAUGACCACAAGAUCUACCGCGGAGGAAACAACGUCAAAGUCGCCUCUCCUCUUGACAAGAUUCCGCUGUUCCAGCGCGGCGGUAGCAUUAUCCCUCGUAAGAAUCGUAUUCGCCGCAGCUCCAGCCUCUCGCAUGACGACCCAUACACAUUGACCCUUGCACUGGACCCCAAGGGCGAAGCAGAAGGCGAUCUGUACAUCGACGACUUCCACUCGUUUGACUACAAGACAGGAGCAUUCGCUUACAUGAAGUUCACCUUUAAGCAGGGCAAGUUGGCCGCCAAGAACGAGACUAAGUCGCAGUUCCCAGACGUGUCCUCCCCGCCUGCGCCCAAAGAUGACGGGCUUCUCAACUCCGUCUGGAACUUGAUGAGGGACAAGCCUGCUGGUAGCACGCCUUUCAAGACCAAGGCGGAGAUCGAACGCAUUGUGAUCCUUGGCAUCAGCAACUCACCCAAGAGCGUAGUGCUGACGUCAUCAGAUACUGCUAAUCGACAACUCCAGUUCACGCAUGACAAAAGUGCAUACACACUGACCAUCAAAAAGCCCGCCGUGAACGCCGCCAGCGAAUGGACCAUUGCAAUGUACGCGUGACGCCUGUCUGACGUCAUCCUCAAAAUUUACCAGCGGCUAUAAGCCGUCAUUCCACCACCAUCACCUCACGGACGUCAUCACAACAACAAAUGAACAAUUAUGACGCCAUUAGCAUGAGUGACGUCAUUUCAAUAUUGAUGUCAUUACAGAAGGCAAAGCAUCUUGUACUUUUCUCCUGAUAAUUUUAUAUUUCUGCUAGCGAUUUUUUCGUAGUAAGUGAAUAGUAAAAGCACUUGAAUUUAUUUCUUAUGAGGUCUUUUGAGAAUUGAACUUCUGUAAAGAUCUUUAUUAAAAAAAAUCAUAAAAA
Molecule: messenger RNA, 3351 nt
Organism: Nematostella vectensis (starlet sea anemone)
Lineage: Eukaryota; Metazoa; Cnidaria; Anthozoa; Actiniaria; Edwardsiidae
Product: neutral alpha-glucosidase AB
Exons: 29
Coding region: 117-3044 (975 amino acids)
Biological process (GO): carbohydrate metabolic process; N-glycan processing
Molecular function (GO): carbohydrate binding; alpha-glucosidase activity
Source: RefSeq, a predicted model, not a curated record